AUGAAGCCUCUAUACAUUGCAAAGUCGCUUUCCGAUUUGGAAAAUAUGUGUCAGUUACGUUUGUCAAACGACCCCCUAAAAAAUACAACGAAUUUGAUCAUGCGUUUGUUCAAAGAGGCGUCGAUGCUUCGAUACAGUGAUGAGGAAAGAGCAUUCAUUUUCUAUGCUAGGGGACUAAACCUUUUUGCAAGUGUUGAAACUGAGAGCAUCUCUAACAUUUCCUAUGAGUUGCGAUCGCAAUAUGAAAGCGCUAAGGAUGCUUACGCUAGGCUACGAGAAAGACUGGGUCUGAGAUAUGAGAUGGAACGAGGGAUAUUGCUCCUGGACAAACUCCCCGUUUGUGAUGAUCCGAUACUCAGCGAAUCAUUUGGAAUGGAACCAAAACAAUUUCCAGGACGUUGGAUGCCUCCCAUUUGUUUACACGAUGCGGUCGCAAAAGGAGAGGAUAUUUUUAUAAUUGAUGUGCGAUCUAAAGAAGAGUACUCAAGGAAGAAAAUUGCGAAAAUACCCCAAAUUAACCUUGGCGUCCAAAUCACCUAUGGUCAAACAAUAAGUGCGGUGGAAAAAAGAAUGGAUGAUGAACAGCGCAACCAAUGGAAAUUACAUAAAUUGGCGAGGAUGAUCGUUCUUUUGGACAGGGACUCUGGUGGCGAGCUGAUCGAAAAACCAGACGAUGCUGAGAAGUGUCCACUGCAUACAAAACAUCCCCUAAAGAUAAUGUAUGAUGCACUAGUAACUUACAAUGCUGAAAAGAUAUCUCUGCCACCUGCGGUAUUCUUGUCGGGAGGCUUUGAAGAAUUCGAAAAACGCUACCCCUCUUUAGUUUCUUCGACGAUUCUCGUUUAUUAUACGUGCGGUUCCGCCGUUAUCUCAAUGACCAUACCGCCAAAGCAAUAUCAAAUAGGCUAUCCCACUGUCGCCGAUGUUUCCGGAUGUAUUUCCUCUACAGUACCGUCAAGUUAUGGGAACAGUUAUCUGGAACCUGAAGACCCAUUAGGAAAUACUAAAACUCUCUCUUAUGGUGAAUUGGCAAAAAUGCUCAAGACUAAUGAGUCCACCGUGGCUUCCAAAUUGGCUUCCAACGAGCCAAGUUCCAAACUACUAGAAAAUUACGCCAUGGAAACGUCGCGUAAGCCUGCGAUUGACCGGUCGACGAAGCCGCAAUUAAAUGUUUUAGCUGCACCUCUGAAUAGGCAGCUGGCGGUUGAAGACGAAGAAACAGGGAGGAAUAAUGUUCCGGAGGUAAGGCAUUGUUCAAUCUCCAUCCUUCACAUCGUUCAAAGAAGCCCCAAACCGCAGCACAAAUUGGCAAUCAAACGGUGUGCUACCCAUGCCCUUUUUCAGCAGUUUUUACACUGCCUUGUUAAUGAGAUAGGUAUCAGUAAAAUUUGUACUUCGUCAACUAUACCAUGGGUCGCCCUCCGAAGAGGUCUGAAAAAUAUGGGCAAUACCUGCUACAUGAACAGUACCCUGCAAUGUCUGCUGCAUACGCCUCAGCUAUGGCGCUUCUUCAUAAAAUCACAACCUUUUCAAGGUCUUCUAGUGCAAUCAUUCUCCGACUUUGUUUGCGAAAUGUCCAAUCAUUCGCUACUUGAAGCUUACCCUCCAAAAGUGCUUAAAAAAAGUUUCGACAGGUUACAUCCCAUGUUUGCGGACGGCCAGCAGCAAGACAGUCAUGAAUUCUUAAUGAUUUUGUUGGACUCCCUACAUGAAGAAGUAAACAGGUCGAAGAAAAGAGAGCUUGGUAAAAAGCAUGCCGAAGCAGAGCACGCUUCUGAAGAGUACUUGGCAGAUCUUUCGUGGAGUCGAAACCGUGCAAGGGACGACUCCGUAAUAUUGGAUUGGUUUAAUGGACAACUACUAUCAACAGUUCGAUGUCUUACCUGCAACAGAUGUUCUCAUGCAUUCGAUGAGUUUAUGUACCUCUCAUUGUCUAUUCAGGGAUCGGAUUCCACAGAUCUGAUGAGGUGCAUUGAAGAGUUUUUCAAAUCAGAAGAACUAUCUGGUGAAAAUCUUUGGCUGUGUCCUCAGUGCAAAAUCCCUUGUGAGGCUGUGAAAACCUUCGGCAUGUGGCGCCUCCCCGAAUAUCUUAUAAUCCACCUAAAACGCUUUCGCUCAUACACCACUUGUGAAAAGAUUGACUCUUAUGUACAGUUCCCUCUUACUGACCUCAAUUUGUCGGCUUUUAUAAAAAGCAGGACUGUCUCUGUCUGCACAUACGACCUCUACGGUGUUAUUAACCAUCAUGGAUCUGUGCAGUCUGGUCAUUAUACGGCUUUUUGUUUCGAUUUGGCUGACAAUAAGUGGUGGAAUUUCAAUGAUUCCCGUGUGACUGAACUAUCAGAGGCCGAAAUUCCGACUCGUGCAGCUUACGUCCUCUUCUACAAGCGUUCAAAGAGGUCUACAAAAACUGGAUGA
Echinococcus granulosus is the source of this 2418-nucleotide messenger RNA. Its product is annotated as Ubiquitin hydrolase. The record is from RefSeq and is a predicted model, not a curated record. NCBI's taxonomy places the organism in Eukaryota, Metazoa, Platyhelminthes, Cestoda, Cyclophyllidea, Taeniidae. The transcript is spliced from 20 exons. Bases 1 to 2418 code for a protein of 805 amino acids. Gene Ontology annotation, molecular function: cysteine-type deubiquitinase activity. Gene Ontology annotation, biological process: protein deubiquitination.